UGGCAUGCUAGUGCUAGGCUGUCCGCGGCCUGGACCUGGGCUGGUUGGCAACCACCAACAUCAUCCAUCCCUCUCCUCCUUUCGCUCCCCAUCAUCAUCCAUCACCUAACAACACCCACCAAAAAUUCUUUCACUAACGAGCUUCGCGCGUCCUCGUCAUCCUGCGCCUUUUUUCGCAUACUCCUUUUUUACGGCGAUAGAACGAUUUAGCGACAGGAACUGCUGCUGCUGGUAUCGGCAGCUGCUGAUUAUCUCAUCUCCCUUGUUUCCCUUUUCUCCUCCCCUGACGGCCGCCGCCUUUGUGCCUCGUGCGGCGUGCCCCACCCGACUUCUCGCGAUUCAGACCGCAUCAACGUCAUUUCAACCUCGCUCCCGUUAAUCAACACAUCAAUAACCGACUCGACACCGCUGAGCCAUGGAUACCAAUAUGGAGGAUGUUGGGCGAGCGCCCGCUGAAGCUUCACCCGUGCUCAACUUUGAGCCUACUACGAUCCCCACCCUCGACGGUUGGAUCGAGAGCUUGAUGUCUUGCAAGCAGCUGGCCGAAGCUGACGUUCAGAGACUGUGCGAUAAGGCACGAGAAGUUCUACAGGAGGAGUCGAACGUGCAGCCAGUGAAAUGCCCCGUUACCGUCUGUGGUGAUAUCCACGGUCAAUUCCACGACUUGAUGGAGCUCUUCAAGAUUGGCGGUCCUAACCCCGAUACCAACUACCUAUUCAUGGGUGACUACGUUGACCGAGGCUACUACUCUGUUGAGACCGUCACCCUUCUUGUCGCCCUCAAGAUCCGAUACCCUCAACGAAUCACAAUCCUCCGAGGAAACCACGAGUCCCGUCAGAUCACUCAGGUCUACGGCUUCUAUGACGAAUGCCUCCGUAAAUAUGGAAACGCUAAUGUCUGGAAGUAUUUUACCGACCUCUUUGACUACCUCCCCCUCACUGCCCUGAUCGACAACCAAAUCUUCUGUCUUCAUGGCGGCCUCUCCCCGAGCAUUGAUACUCUGGAUAACAUCCGAGCUCUUGAUCGUAUUCAGGAGGUUCCUCACGAGGGUCCCAUGUGUGAUCUUCUCUGGUCAGACCCUGACGACCGAUGCGGCUGGGGAAUCUCUCCUCGAGGUGCGGGGUACACAUUCGGACAGGACAUUUCAGAAGCUUUCAACCACAACAAUGGCUUGACCUUGAUUGCUCGCGCCCAUCAGCUUGUUAUGGAGGGUUACAACUGGUCUCAAGACCGAAAUGUUGUCACCAUUUUCUCAGCACCCAACUACUGCUACCGAUGCGGUAAUCAAGCUGCUAUCAUGGAGAUUGAUGAGCACCUGAAGUACACCUUCUUGCAAUUUGAUCCAUGCCCCAGAGCUGGCGAGCCCAUGGUCUCAAGGCGGACUCCCGACUACUUCCUCUAAUCUCGUCACGUAUACCCACGUUUUACCAAAUUCGAGUCAAAUGUCGAAGUGCCAUGCCUGGUGCAACCACACCAGCCUUAAGUCCUUUGCAGCUCGACCGUGUACGAUUCCACGACGAAUUCUUCGAACGAAAACAGAACUUCAUGGAGCAUGUGUUGUACGGAUGUUACAUCUUUGCUAAUGGAGAGCUUCCGAAUAUUGCAAAGCGAUCGUAAUUUUGGAGGUACGUGCAGGGAAGGGUUGGUAGACUUGAUUGCGGCGCCCACCUCAUGGCUGCUUAGAUACGCAUAUUUGAGUUACGCGCUGUAAGAGAAAGAAACACGCAUGCAUGAUCAACACUUGUCUGUCUCUCCUUAUGAUAUGAGUAGUGAAGCGACUAAAGAGUCGAUAUCCUCACAUCAUUGGUGAACAAUAUCCCCCUCCUGAGGUCUCGCACGAUCAGGGCAUGAUGGUAGCAGAUAACGCCCAUCCCUUGGACGCUUUGUGUUGAUAUGUUGAGCUGAUCUUCAGUAUUGGUCUGACUAAGUAUUUCCACAAGUUGAUAUGUUUCGACUACCUUAAUACGCCUAGACUACAUCUCGUAUAACACUUCAGCCUAGGGUCAGUCAUGAUGUUCAAAGAUAUAUUGUUGAAACUUUACAAUCCUCUUCGGGCGCGUAGGCCACCCCCCUCUCUAUGAUGUCUUGUACAGAACAGCUUGCAUUGAAGGCGAAAACGGUCGCACAGAAUCCAUAUCCAUUCUUUAUACGCCCACAAUUGACUAUGUAUUACAAAUAGUCCAGUCGUGUAACACGAUAUUCGACAUCAAACGGUCUCUUCCUUGAGCUCCUCCUUUAGACCCGCCUCCCAGUUUCGCUGCUGCUGUUGGCGCUGCUCCGCUGUUCGUGGUCGCUCGUCAUCACCAAAGACUUCCUCUUCAGUAUUAACACGGUACAUACGCUCUUGGGUCUUUGUAUUGCGACCAGAGUAAUCGCCGGGGGCAUGGCUACCGUCGGGAAUGUGGAAGCGUCGAUCGAAUCGCGAGAGAGCGUAGGAGAAAACAACGAUGAUCUCGAUGACGUAGUUGAAGCAGUAAUAACAUGCUUUGCUGUGAUACCAGGCUGGAUCGUUCGCGGGCCGCAGCUUGAAGGAUACGCCAGUCCUGAAAGCAGCACCGAGAGAAAGCAAUAUAGUUGUGAAGAUAAGAAGCUGGAUUUUUGUUCGCAUGCGGCCUUGUCCGAAUUUGUCCAUUGGUGCUCUUCGGGGGAUAAUGAAGCACGCUCCGACAAUAGGCAAUGGGAGAAAAGCGAGAAUGGCAAGAAACGUGCUGCCGGUGAGUUGAACGUCGCGAAGUUGCUGUUUCGUAUGUGGGUUCAAAGUGUAGAAGUUAUAUACCACAGCUGUAAUUAGCAUCACAAGACUUGCAAGGAUGCAAAAGUACAAGAGCUUGAACACCAGCGAAGCAGGUCUGCUCCAUCCAAUUUGUGGAUGAUACGCCCUCAAGAUGCGCUGGGCAAAGAUCAGAUUCACAACGAACAAGAGCACAACGCCUGCGUUUGCAAACACCUGGGCAGCGAUAGCAAGACUGGUGUCAUGCGGGUUCGAAGCCCAUGCGAUUCUCAACACGUUCGCGGUGAUACGGGCCAUGCAAAAGCCGAAAAGCAAACCGCUGAGGACGAAUUUGUGAGAUCGCUUUUUGUUCAGCUGAAAGAUGGUCAUGUUGAGAAUGGCACCGCCGACGAAGAAGGCCAAAAUAACAGCACAAAUGGGAUCGUCGACGCUGGCCGUAGGUCUGCCGCCGAGACCAGCUGUCUUGGGGAGAUAGGGAGGCCCCUGGGGAGGUAUCUCGCCUGAGGUUUGCGAGGACAUCUUGUUGAAGAGAUGCUAUGUUUAUGUCGAUGACUUAUGCAUAAGAGCAGCAGGUGUUGAAUCAAUCGAAUGUAUGCCUGUUAUCGAAACGGAAGCUCAAAAUGAUGAAUGUAAGGGCACCCUGAUCUAGUUGAAAACAAACCACCCUACAAACGGGAGGAUGUCGUCUAUAUACAUACCCCUUUGUGAAUGCUCAUUCUUCAGCAACGCCAAACCAGACACUCGGUAUCGGUCAUCGGCGUCGCGAACCAGUAGAUAAAGCGUCAGGUCUCAAUUGCCCCGUUUCCUCUUUGGGCAAUGUCUAAGACGGCAUGUCGGAGGUUGACUUGAGCGC
Fusarium odoratissimum NRRL 54006 is the source of this 3584-nucleotide messenger RNA. Its product is annotated as serine/threonine-protein phosphatase PP2A catalytic subunit. The record is from RefSeq and is a predicted model, not a curated record. The transcript has 7 exons. Gene Ontology annotation, cellular component: cytosol. Gene Ontology annotation, biological process: mitotic cell cycle; peptidyl-serine dephosphorylation. Lineage: Eukaryota; Fungi; Ascomycota; Sordariomycetes; Hypocreales; Nectriaceae. The coding region runs from base 416 to 1402 and encodes 328 amino acids. Gene Ontology annotation, molecular function: protein serine/threonine phosphatase activity.